Strongylus vulgaris is the source of this 1308-nucleotide messenger RNA. NCBI's taxonomy places the organism in Eukaryota, Metazoa, Nematoda, Chromadorea, Rhabditida, Strongylidae. The record is from the annotation of a GenBank genome assembly.
AUGGAUCUAUUCGCUAGUAAACCGGUUAUGGGAGCUGGCUCAAGAGAAUCUGUAGAAGUUGACGAUAAGAACGUUAAGGAAGAGAGGAAAUUGAACACUUCGCUUAAAGAUGAACUGGUUACGAUUGCAGUGCAGGAUAAUAGUCCAAGUAUAGCAACUACAGCAACGGCAACACCUGCUUCAGAAACAGAAACUCAAGUGACAGUAACGGCAACGUCAUCUUCAGAAGCAGCUCUGCCUACAUCUACUGCGGCAGAUUUCGAUACAGCUUCUCAAACGACUACGGUACCUGCAUCAGCUGAUUCCACGGCGUCAGUCGAAGAUAAGGGUGCUACUGUAGCCUCUUCAACUAUAACAACACCCAUAACAGCGGAGUCUGAACCUUCCCUUCCCUCUGAAGAUUCCACAUCUAUUCCCGUCCUGGAAAGUACGGAGAAUGCGCAGUCUUCAAGCAUAUCUGAGUCAAAUGAUGGAUUUAAAAAGACAACAAUUAUGGAUGAGACAUCGGCCACAACAUCCCAUCCCGAUCAAACUGAAAUCACCACCACUGAAGCAGCUACUGAGGCUUUAGUUACGGAAAGUGUUAGAGCAAUUGAGACGACGUUCACAUCGCUGGAGACUACUACCCUGCCCAGUACGAGUGUUUCAGAAGUGGUGGAAGCAGAAGAGACUACAACAUCUGUCUCUAGUGAGGCACCUAAGAAAGAGGAAGAAGAGCAAGAUGCUAGUGGGGAAGCUUCGACGCCGGAAGUGUCAACUACGAUUGAAGUCACGGAAGUGACCGAGGAAAUCGUUACUUCGACAAUAGAACCAUCGUCAACAACAAUCACACCUUCAACAACAGUAGCCUUCACUGAAUCAAGCUCUGAUGGCAACACCGUAGAACUUACGACUAACGUAAUUACAGAUGACACUGCAGCAGUUACAGAAACCACCACAGCGUCGGUGUUGCCCCGUGAAGAAGCCACAGUUAGUAGUGUCACGACAGACUUCAGCGCAACUCAAACAUCAAAUGUCCUCAGUACGACUUCAGCAGCACAAGAAAUUUCUGAUGCUACAACGGCAUCUACUGUCUCCCUUGAGAGUAGUUCAACAGAAGCUUUCAGUAAGGAUGACGCCAGUGAAUCACCAGAACGAACCGUGCCAGAUCACACCACCACUGUGGCGCAGACUGUUGAUGCAACCGAAGUCUCAACCACUACAGCUAAAGCCUUAGAGGAGACAACUGAAGUAGUUGAAUCUUCUCUCACCACAAGCGCGGCAGUGUCGAAAGAAGAAACAACAAAUCCUAGCACAACUGAGCUUAUA